AAUUUAGCAGAUAAUUUUGAUUGAGCUUGAAUGCAUUGCUAGUUUUCCUUGAAUUAUAUUGCAGAACCUAAGUAAUUAAUCUAAUUGAAGAGAUAUAAAAUCUUAUUUGUGGAAAUCAUUAAGGAUGCGAUUUGUUUUGACCAUCCAAGUUGAGAUAUAUCUGGUAUAUUAUUACAAAUUUUAAUAGAAUCACCACUAUAAUUGCAUUCAGAAAAGAGCUCUGCACAAUUAGGUUGACAAAUUUUCUCAUUAGCUUUAGGAAAGUAAAGGGCUGCUUAAUUAUAAAAAGCAUAAGCCACAGUUGUGUACCCUAAAUAUUAUACUAUUAUCAUACAGACGAAUAAAUUGUAAAUUAAGUUAGAAGUUAAACUUACAUCAGUUUUAUAACACCUUACAUUUGCGCCUUUAUCGAAUUUGUACCCUCUAUAAGCAAAUAUGGGAAGUCUACCUUCAACCAAGUAAUUUGAUGGUAUUACAAAAGUUGCUUGUCUACUACUGUGACCUAAAUUUCCAGCUAGUGAAGGAUUAAAAAUUUCAGCUUAAGCAGGAGAUGACCAUAAAGAAUCAUCUGUACCCAAAAGAAUAUUGAACUUUACGAAUUCGACUUGGGAAUCAGAAUAUGUGCUAACUGAGACAUCUACAGAAUAGGAUCUUAUUUAUAAAAUCUAAAUAUAGAGAUAAUUUACCUUGACUUCCACUAUUUGAUCAUCUUAUGUAUGUUUGGCACC
This is a messenger RNA of Paramecium octaurelia, 728 nucleotides long. Lineage: Eukaryota; Ciliophora; Oligohymenophorea; Peniculida; Parameciidae. The record is from the annotation of a GenBank genome assembly.